GGAAAAACAUCUGAAGCUUUGAGUCGUUUGAUGUCUUUGCAAGCAAAGGAAGCUACUCUCGUUACCAUGGACAGCGAAGGCCGAAUCACUUCUGAAAGGGGCAUCAACAUAGAACUGGCGCCGAUCCAACAAACAGCAGAUAGAAUUGCUGGCUACUUUGUCCCCUGCGUAAUAGGCAUCGCUUUGCUUACUCUUUUUGCAUGGAUCGUUGUGGGAUACAUGUCUGACAAAUACCUGGAUAUGGCGCCCACAAGUCGAUUUGAGAACAUCAUGAAAGUAGCAUUCGAGGCAGCGAUAACCGUACUGGCUAUUGCAUGCCCGUGCAGUCUUGGCUUAGCCACUCCUACAGCCGUUAUGGUUGGAACUGGAGUAGGCGCAAUUAAUGGAAUUCUUAUCAAGGGAGGGGAACCUUUGGAAUCUGUACACAAAGUGUCUACGGUGAUUUUCGAUAAAACGGGUACUAUCACAGAAGGACGUCCUCGAGUUGUAUCCAUUUUUGGAGUGCGCUCUCCUUUGGAUCUUCCUUUGCAGCAA
Messenger RNA from Cylicostephanus goldi, 534 nucleotides. The record is from the annotation of a GenBank genome assembly. Lineage: Eukaryota; Metazoa; Nematoda; Chromadorea; Rhabditida; Strongylidae.